Molecule: messenger RNA, 1311 nt
Organism: Galeopterus variegatus (Sunda flying lemur)
Lineage: Eukaryota; Metazoa; Chordata; Mammalia; Dermoptera; Cynocephalidae
Gene: GALK1
Product: galactokinase 1
Exons: 8
Coding region: 11-1189 (392 amino acids)
Biological process (GO): carbohydrate phosphorylation; galactose metabolic process
Cellular component (GO): cytosol; cytoplasm
Molecular function (GO): galactokinase activity; ATP binding
Source: RefSeq, a predicted model, not a curated record
GGCGAGCGCCAUGGCUGCUGCGCGGCACCCCCAGGUCGGGGAGCUGCUGGCCGAGGCCCGGCAGGCCUUCCGGGAGGAGUUCGGGGCCGAGCCCGAGCUGGCCGUGUCGGCGCCGGGCCGCGUCAACCUCAUCGGGGAGCACACGGACUACAACCAGGGCCUGGUGCUGCCCAUGGCAUUAGAGCUUGUGACCGUGCUGGUGGGCAGCCCCCGAGCAGACGGGCUUGUCUCUCUUCUCACCACCUCUAUGGAUGCCGAUGAGCCCCGGCGGCUGCAGUUUCCGCUGCCCACAGCCCAGCGGUCGCUGGAGCCUGGGACCCCGCAAUGGGCCAACUAUGUCAAGGGAGUGAUUCAGCACUACCCAGCUGCCCCCCUCCCUGGCUUCAGUGCAGUGGUGGUCAGCUCUGUGCCCUUGGGGGGUGGACUAUCCAGCUCGGCAUCCCUGGAAGUGGCCACGUACACCUUCCUUCAGCAGCUCUGCCCAGACUCGGGGGCAAUAGCUGCCCGGGCCCAGGUGUGUCAGCGGGCUGAGCAUAGCUUCGCAGGGGUUCCCUGUGGCAUCAUGGACCAGCUCAUCGCCCUGCUGGGGCAGAACGGCCACGCACUGCUCAUUGACUGCAGGUCCCUGGAGACAAGCCUGGUGCCGCUGUCAGACCCCAAGCUGGCUGUGCUCAUCACCAACUCCAAUGUCCGCCACUCCCUGGGCUCCAGCGAGUACCCCCUGCGGCGGCGCCAGUGUGAAGAAGUGGCCCGGGCGCUGGGCAAAGAGAGCCUUCGGGAGGUGCAGCUGGAGGAGCUCGAGGCUGGCCGAGAGCUGGUAAGCAAGGAGGGCUUCCGGCGGGCACGGCACGUUGUGGGUGAGAUCCGGCGUACAGCCCAGGCAGCAGCUGCCCUGAGCCGUGGGGACUACAGAGCCUUCGGCCGCCUCAUGGUGGAGAGUCACCAUUCACUCAGGGACGACUAUGAGGUGAGCUGCACCGAGCUGGACCAACUGGUAGAAGCCGCGCUCUCUGUGCCCGGGGUUUAUGGCAGUCGCAUGACUGGUGGUGGCUUUGGUGGCUGCACAGUGACACUGCUGGAGACCACCGCAGCUUCCCGUGCCAUGCAGCACAUACAGGAGAAGUACAGCGGUACCGCCACCUUCUACCUCUCCCAAGCGGCUGACGGAGCCAAGGUGCUGCACUUGUGAGGUGCCCCCAGGAAGGCACACAGCGGGGACAGUGCCUGCAGGUGGCAGGUCAUGCGGCUCUGUUUCUGGCACCCACCUUCUACAUCUGGGUGCUCAAUAAACUUGUGCCUCCGACCAUGGUA